ACUUAAGCUAUAUAUAUACUGCCAAUGUUUUCCACCACUCUAUACUCUCUUUUUUAUCUCUUCCUAUUCUGCAUACCAUGGAUGUGACAAGUAUUACACAGGAGUUCCUGUGCCCAAUUGCCCCGGCACGCAUGUUCAAGGCUUUGAUCAUAGACUCUAAAAAUUUGAUACCAAGGCUGUUGCCCCAGUUCAUAGCAAGCGUUGAUGUAACUCAAGGAGAUGGGGGAGCAGGAAGCAUUGAACAAGUCAACUUCACAGAAGCCAGCCAUUUCAGAUACGUGAAGCACCGAAUCGAUGAACUUGACCAAGAUAAUUUUGUGUGCAAGUACACCAUGAUUGAAGGGGAUGCAUUAGGUGACAAGCUUGACUCGAUUGCUUAUGAGGUCAAGUUUGAGGCAGCCAGUGAUGGGAGCUCAAUCUGCAAGAUGACAAGUAAAUACAACACCAUAGGGGAGUUUGAGGUCAAAGAAGAGGAAAUCAUAUCAGGAAAGAACAGUGCUAUGGGGAUAUACAAAGUUGUGGAAGCCUACCUCUUGAGUGCUAUGGGGAUAUAUAGUUACAACUGUUUACUCCUAUAUAUACAUAAACAACAUAUACUGCUGCGAAUUCAUUGUUUAGGAACCUUGUGAACCCUUCAUCAAGGGUUGCCAUUAUAAUUAAUAAAACAAGAAUAUUGUAAUUUGUAAGACAAAGUUCCAAAUAUUAGUGGACUUGUUGAGUUUUGUGACCAUAUUUUUGAAGUAUAGAAUCCAUCUGUGAACACUAAUCACAGAUGGAAAUUCAUCAGCCAACAAUACCAUACCACCAGACAAGAAUAUCAUUAGCAGAAGCAAAGCAUACCCACCAGCCUGUAUAUUCCUUACGU
Molecule: messenger RNA, 865 nt
Organism: Prunus mume (Japanese apricot)
Lineage: Eukaryota; Viridiplantae; Streptophyta; Magnoliopsida; Rosales; Rosaceae
Source: RefSeq, a predicted model, not a curated record